This is a messenger RNA of Microdochium trichocladiopsis, 2850 nucleotides long. RefSeq lists its product as uncharacterized. Gene Ontology annotation, biological process: positive regulation of rRNA processing; positive regulation of transcription by RNA polymerase I. NCBI's taxonomy places the organism in Eukaryota, Fungi, Ascomycota, Sordariomycetes, Xylariales, Microdochiaceae. Gene Ontology annotation, cellular component: nucleolus. The record is from RefSeq and is a predicted model, not a curated record. Gene Ontology annotation, molecular function: RNA binding; protein binding. Bases 1 to 2850 code for a protein of 949 amino acids. The transcript is spliced from 3 exons.
AUGAAGCGGAAACGUGAACUCGACGAGCAAGGAAAGCGGAAACGAAGCAAGCAGGAAAAAGCCGCCAAGCGAGCGCUCUCCGACGCUGACAACGCCGGGCCCGAGGUCGUCAACGCGGCCAACGGACACACCGAGAAACAUUCUCAGGACGGCGUCAUCACCAAAGCCAAGCGGAACCCGCGACCCAAAAAGAAGGGCUUGGGUGCUCUCGACCAGUAUGCCUCGUCGGCAUGGAAGGUCUCGCAACCUAUGGGCGGGAGGAUCCUUAACAUUGAUCCCCUGCUCACGACAGACGAGAAGCACCUGAUCCUCGCAUAUAACACGUCGCUACAAGUUUACUCGGCAGCCGACUCGCUGCUCGUCCGAAAAAUCCAACUGCCACUCGAUCGUAGCGAUGCAUACUCUGAACAAAUCAUGGCAACCUGCCUCUCGCCAGUCUCCAAGGACCAUCUAUGGGUCGCAUCAUCCAGCGGUCGCCUGUGGAGGAUAGACUGGACUAAGGGCAGCGGCGUCGAGCCCUUGUUCAACCUCGACUGCAUGUUCCUUUCCGGGCUCGCGGUCGACCUCGUCCAGUUCGGCGAGAGCACGCAAGAGGUGCCAUACGCCUGCAUUGGUGAUCAGCUCAGCUGGCGCAUUGUCGCGUGCAAUGUGCACAACGGCAACUUCAGGUCUAGCAAGACUUUGAUGGAACACGAUGCCGUCAUUCAAAAGAUCCAGGCAGUCAAGAAUGGAUUCGGGCUCGCCGCCUCGGCCGAUUCCGACAUCAUCAUUGGAAACCUUAGAUCAACUAGUGUUUCGUCCUUCGAACAGCUAUCUUACGAGUUCUUCGUUUUGGACUGCAGCGACGAGAUCACGUGCCUUGACGUGCGAGCAUCUGAUCGCAUACAUCUUUCUAGAGCGUCGCAGGCGAAGACAGGAGACGAGCCUGUGAUCGAAGUGGUGGUUGGCUGUGCUCGUGGUGCCAUAUUCUACUACAACGAUCUCUUGCCGCAAAUCCGGCACCUACAGACCUCGAGGAAGGGCAAAAGCUUGUCGCUGCAGCCACGGAAGCUUCAUUGGCACCGGAGAGCUGUACAUGCUGUCAAGUGGUCUCGUGAUGGCAACUACAUCAUUUCUGGUGGUUCCGAGUCAACCCUCGUCAUGUGGCAGAUCGAUACUGGCAAGUCAGACUUCUUGCCACACUUGUCGGCAACAAUCGAAAACAUUGUUGUCUCUACCCGCGGUUCAGCUUAUGUUCUCCACCUCGAUGACAAUUCUGCCAUGGUUAUCAAUACUGCGGAGAUGAAGCCCACAACAUACAUAUCUGGCGUCCAAACUCAUCUUGUUCCGCCACCUUUCUCCAAGGAUGAGCUGGUGCAUCGUGUUGGACAGAAGAUUGCAGAUCAAGUCGUGCGGAUACCGUCAGCAGUCAACCCAACCAAUACCUCACGGUUAUUGAUGUGCGUUGGCAACGGACAGCAUAACCCUUCGACACCGAUGAUCCAAACAGUGGAUCUCAGCACAAUCCAAAGCGUCUCAAAGCAGGCCCUCACGCGGACGAAUCCGACAGAAAUCAACAUCACCCCGAAGGGAUUACCGAUCGUCGAACCACACGUGACUGCCGUGGCAUUUUCACAUGAUGGCAAGUGGCUCGCAACCACGGACGAGUGGGAGCCUCCGGCCCAGGACACGACCAACCAGGCCAAGGGUCCGUCUUCGUGCCCCGAGCAGCGAGAAGUCUAUCUCAAGAUAUGGUCUGUUUCGGCAGAGGACAAUUCUCUCGAGCUGCUCGCUCGUAUCAACAACCCGCAUUCCACAAGUCGUGCUGAGCCAGUGCUUGGCCUUGCGUCCGACUCCACAUCGCACCGCUUUGCUACCAUUGGCGGCGACGGGUUCGUAAGGACGUGGCGGCCAAGCAUCAGACAGCGGGACGGAGUGCUCGUCAAGGGCAAGCAGGGGCGGCAGUUGCAUAGUUGGACUUGCUCCCAGUCUGUGGCGAUAUUCGAAAAUGACGGCGCUGAUGGUCAAGAUACCUCUACCAAGUCCACGGGUUCCGUCUGCUUCUCACAGGAUGGGUCAAUUCUGGUGACGGCAUACUCCACGCCAGCAGGCUCAGCAAUCCACAUCAUUGAUGCGGAGACUGGAGAGGUGCGCAACGCCGUCUAUCACCUCAUCGAGGGCGGUGUGCAGGGCCUCGAGAUCAUCGGAUCUCAGCUGAUUGUGCUUUCCGAUAUCCUUGCGGUAUAUGACCUGGUUAGUGAUGAGCUCAGCUACGGUAUCCAGCUGCGCCGAGAGGAGCUGCACCUUGGUCCAGCUGUUUUGUCCCACCUCGCAGUUGACCAGGAGACAUCGAGUUUCGCCAUCGCUGUUUCGCGCCGCGAUCUCAAGGCGACGUCAGUCCAGACGGAGCUCGCCAUCUUCUCGCCCGAAAAGAGUGAGCCGGAGAUGAUUCAGCGAUUCCCUCAGCCGAUCGCUGCCGUCGUCCCCACCAUCGGAGCAGGUGGAUUCAUAUUGGUAGACGCUGCUGCACAACUAUGGUCUGUCAGCCAGGGCCGGGACACGUCGUCGGCCUUUGCUCAGCCGCUGGCAGAUCUCAGCCUUGACAACGAGUCCUUGUCGGCUGCGGCAGGCCAGUCCGCCGCCAUCGUCAUGGAGGCUGAUGCUGACGAUGUCAGCGAGGAUGAGAUGGACGUCGAUGCUCCCGAGGAUGAUGGGGAUGACGACGCACUCCACCCUGCCGUAGUUGCUCCUCAGAAGCUCGCAGAGCUAUUCGACAGCGCCCCUGCAUUUGCCAUGCCUCCGAUCGAGGACAUGUUCUACCAGGUUACCAGGUUGUUCUCGGCGAAGAAGCCAGCUGCAGUGGCUGCGUAG